AUGUCUUUAAAAUCUACGAAAAAAAUCGAUCAAAAAGAAUAUUUAAAAAAGUAUCUUUCUGGUGAUAAAAUAAGAAAGAAGAAAAAGAAAGACAAGAAGCGCAAAAAGGAAACGGCCACUGUAAAAAUUAUCGAUGAUGAUCAGAUUCAAUUAGAUCGUGUUAUUGAUAUUGACGAGGAACUUUUAUUGACGGGUGAGGAUGCACCGCAAAUAGUAGGCGAAUACAUAGAAUUGGAUCUGCCAAAUGAGAAAAAGUGGAAAAGCAUUGCUGUCAAAGAAGAACCAUUCGAAGAAAACACAAGCCAACCGACAGCUGAUUUAGAUCUUUGGGGCCGCAAACCUGGAGAAGUGAAAAUCAAAAAAGAGCCCUCUUCCCCAACAAACGCAAAAAGCAGGAUCACGACGGAUAUGUCACCACCUCGAAGAAAGCAAAAUAAAUAUGUGCAACCCAAUCAACAUAGAGAAUAUAACGGGAAAUCUGGGAAAUCUUACAUUACGGAUUAUGAUUCAUUACAUCACAGAAAUGAUAGGAAAUUUUCAUCAAGCUACUCUAGACAAGGCACAUCUAGAAAAACUGCCAGGCAGUCUAUGGAUCAAUCACCACCGCGUAAAAGUGAUAAACACCAAGGGAAAAAUUACAACAGGUCACCAGAUAGAAGAAGAAAUUCGAGAAGAAAUUCUGCAGAUAGGAAAGAGGAACAGCUAUUGCCACGAAGGGACAAUGAUGAACCUGCUUUUCGAAAAGAUAGAAAUCGUGAGCAAUCACCGACAAAUCGGACGAAACGAAAAAAAUCAGAGGAAUCAGCGUUAAGUAGAAAGGAUAAAAACUCGGAUCAAUCACCCUCAGAAAAACGUAGAGAUUCCGAUCAAUCACCUCCGAGACGAAGGGCGAAAAGUCCAAGGAAAGAAAGGCGAAAUUAUUUAUCCUCUGAUCGGACGUCGCCUAGAAAUAGAAAAACUCAACGCAAUCGCUCAUCAUCUGAUCAAUCUCCAGUGCGACGCAGAAUUAAAGAAGAGAAACUCUCUGAAAAUGAUUUGUCACCUCAACGAAAAAACAACGUUGAACAAAGAACUUUCUCACGUUGGCAACGGAGCAAUCGAAGCGAAUCACCGCCUCCCACGCAUAAGCCUAAAGCCAUGAAGACAUUAGAUGGAAAAAAGGCAGGUUUACAAAACGCCAACGAAUUGCAAGCUGAAGUCGCCGAAAGGCGACGUCAAGAGGAUAAUCUAUUCAAUAAUAUGCCUUCUGAUUUAACGGGUCGUGAUGCUGAGGUAAGAGUACGUAACACCGGACGGCUGGGGCGUAAAGGUCAAGCUGCUCGUGAAGAAGAUCCUAAAGCAAAGAAGAAACGCGAAGCUUUUGAGCAACAAGAAAAGGAAUUAUACGAUCGUUGGGGUAAAGGCCUUAAACAAAUUGAAGAUUAUCGCCAGCAAAAAGCAGAUGAAGCAUAUGAAGGCAGUAAACCUUUGGCACGUUAUGCUGAUGAUAAAGAUUUGGAUAAACUCUUACGUGAAAAAGAACAUCCUGAUGAUCCAAUGCUAGAGUAUAUGCGUCGACGUCGCAGAGAAAGAGAAGGCGACAAGUUAACUAAACAAAGUAUAGCGGCAUACGAAGGACCCUAUCCAGAAAAUCGUUUCGGGAUACGGCCUGGUUAUCGCUGGGAUGGCGUUGAUCGCUCUAAUGGUUAUGAAAGCAAAUGGUUUGCUGCACAGAAUGAGAAGAAAGCACGACAAGAAGAAGCUUAUAAAUACAGUGUAGAAGAUAUGUAGAGCACUCCUAUCUUUU
Messenger RNA from Glossina fuscipes, 1786 nucleotides. Its product is annotated as BUD13 homolog. The record is from RefSeq and is a predicted model, not a curated record. The coding region runs from base 1 to 1770 and encodes 589 amino acids. Gene Ontology annotation, cellular component: RES complex; U2-type spliceosomal complex. Gene Ontology annotation, molecular function: RNA binding. The transcript has a single exon. Gene Ontology annotation, biological process: mRNA splicing, via spliceosome. Lineage: Eukaryota; Metazoa; Arthropoda; Insecta; Diptera; Glossinidae.